CAUCAUAAUGAUUAUGGUAAUAUUUCUAAAAGCUUUAUGAAUUGCACGCCUAUUGUCUUUCUAAUUUUCUGCUACAUAAAUCCAAGUGAAACGAACAUCUUAAAAUCCUUUCGUCCAUUUAUUGUGAGCAGCGUCAAUGGUGCUAAUAGAAAUGUUUACGGUGUAUUCGCUAUCCAACCUAUAAGUUACUUUGGUGAUUCCAUGUAAUAGAGCUCUGAGAAAGAUUCAUCCGAGAUGAAACUGAGAAAAUAGGUUUGUUGUUAUAUUAUUACUCCUUUUUUAAACAGAUCUUCAAACUACAGUUAUUGCUAAAAAUAGCGCGGUUGGUUCUUCAAAAAAUGCCAGAAGGUUUAUCACGAUAAUAAGGAGUUAAUGUGGAAUAUAUUAACUCUUAACAGCAUAUGGAUUUCUCCCUUUGACACGUUUUACUGCACACAGCUUAAAACGCACAAGGGAAGUUCCCCGCGUCAGUAAGAUCAACAUGAAUUCCAGUGUCACUCAAGAUUUCAAAUCCCGAAUCUUCAUCAUCACCGGGGCCAUACUGCUCUUAUUUGCAGUGCUGAUAACGAUUUCCAAUGGUUUGCUCCUGUUUGUGAUAUACAAAGACCCGCUAAAAACAUUUCGCAACCCAACCGCCGUCGUCGUCAUCUCGCUGGGUGUAGCAGACUUCCUGACAGGCUGUCUUACUGCUGUGGACGUAGGAAUAUCCCACAUCCUUGAAGGACUCGACAUCCAGAAAGUCUUACUUCAGGCUAAAAUAAUUUCCCAGAUUACUGUGCGCGGAAGUGUCUACAUCUUGACCAUGUUUGCGGUGGAGCGGUUCAUUGCCGUCGCGUUUCCGUACACGUAUCGCGUUUCGAUCACCGUGCGGAAGACCGCUAUCGGUUGCGCGUUUUGCUGGGGGCUGGCCAUCGUGACAAGUUGUCUGGAGUUAGCAGUCGAUCGGGACCUGUAUGAUAUCAUCUUCUUCUAUAUCACUUUCGUCCUUCCACUUGCCACGAUGUGUUUCACUUACUGUGCGACCUAUUACCUGAUAAAAAUAAAGGCAGGAAGGGUGUAUCGACAACGCGGCAAUAGUGAGAACAAACAUCGGGAGCGUGGCUCAACGCGGAGAGAAAAAAUGUCCAAACAGUCGGCCGAGCUGCAAAAGCAACUCAUGAAAACCGCGUCUCUUAUAAUCAUCGUUUUCGCUCUAUCUCUUGUUCCAUUUUGGUCGUUUACUGCCAUACGCCAGUAUUGCAAGGAAUGUGCUGAGAAAAAAUGGUUCCUUGCAGGUUACCGAUUUUCUAUUCCGAUCUUGUACAGUAAUUCUGCGCUCAAUCCGCUGCUAUACGCUUGGAGGAUGCGUCCGUAUCGUAGAAGCUUUCAGACUUUGUUUGGGAAGAAACAAAAUUGUGAUAGGAGAAGGAGGCGCGAGUUGACCCCUUCAAACGUUAGCUCUGUCUGAUCAUAAAUCAUUUUAUUUAUGAGACAAAAUUUUAAGUUAGAAGUCGUCUGACUAAUUUUCACCGUGCACAAAGACUAGCAAAAAGUUUACACCUUUACGAACAGUUCCGUGCUCUUAUUUAAAAAUGUCCUUGUAUUAUAACGCGUAAGUAAGUACGAAGUGGUUGGGACAUGACGUGUAAAUGGCCCAUUCAGGAAAUUCAACUGAAACCAAGCAACUAGAUGCAGGAAAUGUCUUAAAAGAAAUCGAUUUUAUGGUUUAAAAGGCCCCUACGCAAUGAUGAAAAUAAUCCUAAUUGAAAUGUUAAUGUAGAGUAGUUUAGUUUAGAUCAAAAAG
Molecule: messenger RNA, 1783 nt
Organism: Orbicella faveolata
Lineage: Eukaryota; Metazoa; Cnidaria; Anthozoa; Scleractinia; Merulinidae
Product: thyrotropin-releasing hormone receptor-like
Biological process (GO): G protein-coupled receptor signaling pathway
Cellular component (GO): plasma membrane
Molecular function (GO): G protein-coupled receptor activity
Source: RefSeq, a predicted model, not a curated record